This is a messenger RNA of Selaginella moellendorffii, 1211 nucleotides long. RefSeq lists its product as uncharacterized. Gene Ontology annotation, biological process: NADPH regeneration. Gene Ontology annotation, molecular function: oxidoreductase activity; nucleotide binding. The transcript is spliced from 12 exons. Lineage: Eukaryota; Viridiplantae; Streptophyta; Lycopodiopsida; Selaginellales; Selaginellaceae. The record is from RefSeq and is a predicted model, not a curated record. Gene Ontology annotation, cellular component: cytoplasm. Bases 22 to 1113 code for a protein of 363 amino acids.
GUUACCGCAAAGUAGUACCAGAUGGGUAGCGUUCCGGGAGUGGCGAUCCUCGGCGCUGGGAUCUUCACGACCAGUCAGUACCUCCCUAUCCUCUCCAAGCAAAGCUCCACUGCGCCCAUCCUCAAAGCCAUUUGGAGCCGAUCCAAGGACGCUGCCGAGAACGCUGCCUCUUUAGUCGCAAAGUUCUUCCCAGAUGUGGUAGCAAAGUGGGGAGAGGACGGCUUGAUCCAAAUUCUAGAGGACAGUAGCAUCCAUGCAGUUGCGAUUGUUCUCCCAGCGCAAGUCCAGCUGGAGUAUGUCCAGAGAGCUCUCAAGUCGGGUAAACAUGUUCUUCAAGAGAAGCCCAUUGGACCCACUCUCUCGGAUGUGCGUGACGUUUUAUCGUAUCACAGUGGCAUGGGCUCGCAAGCUCCGGUUUGGGCUGUUGCUGAAAACUAUCGCUUUGAACCCGGUUUGAUCGAGGCUGCGAGGCUAGUCAAGAGCAUUGGCGACAUGAUGUCUUUUGAAGUCAUAGUAGAGCUGCCGAUGAACAGCUCCAACCCAUACUAUUCGAGUGCCUGGCGACGAGAUGUUGGUUUCAAGGGUGGCUUUGUUCUCGACGGUGGCGUUCAUUUUGUUGCGGGGCUGCGCCUGAUCACAGGUUGUGAAGUGACUCAAGUAUCAGCGAUUGCUCGCCACGUUGAUCCACUGCUGCCUUCCCCGGACAACGUAUCUGCUCUACUGCAGCUCGAGAAUGAGUGUGCUGGUGUUCUUGUUAUGUCAUACUCUUGCACAGCGAGAAAGGUAAGCUGGCGAGUUUUGGGAUCCAAAGGAACUGUAGAAGCUGUUCGUGAUCAGAAAGAUGGCAGUCAUGGUUACCUGGUAACAUUCUAUCCUCUGGGAGGAACCGUGCUUAGCAAGUUCUUUCCGUUUUCUGGAGUGGAGAACGAACUUAAGGCGUUCGUAGGAGACGUGUCCCAGAUUGUUUAUGAGGGAAAAACUGCGGAGGAUGCUGAUAAACGCAGCAAUGUUAUUGAAGCUUAUCACGACGUUGCUGUGAUUGAGGCCAUGCUCAAAUCGAGCAACAACAAAGGAUUUCCAGUCCACGUUGAUAGAUACGAGAAGGAGAUAUGAAAUGCUCUUCAUUUUUCUUUCCAAAGGGUACACAGAUCGAGUGAAAAAAUCACACUAGAAUAUAAAAUCAUCACUCACGCUUGUGCUUGAGGCCGCCA